Cyclopterus lumpus (lumpfish) is the source of this 3641-nucleotide messenger RNA. RefSeq names its product homeobox protein Hox-A2a. The record is from RefSeq and is a predicted model, not a curated record. Lineage: Eukaryota; Metazoa; Chordata; Actinopteri; Perciformes; Cyclopteridae. The transcript has 2 exons. Gene Ontology annotation, molecular function: DNA binding; DNA-binding transcription factor activity, RNA polymerase II-specific. Gene Ontology annotation, biological process: regulation of DNA-templated transcription. Bases 2254 to 3342 code for a protein of 362 amino acids.
AUACACGCGCACACAUGCACACGCGUGCACAGCAAGACGCUGAUUUGACCCAUAUGCGCAUGCAGGUAGCACAUAAAUAACUAAGAUAAGAUUUGUAUUUCUUUCAUUGCAUUACCAUCCGUGGGAAAGUGGUCUUAAAUCAAUCCUGCUGUAAAGGCAAGUGUGGAGGACAUACUGGGGUCCACUAAAUGCCGCCACCCACUCCUUUCCUUGCACACAAAGCCUGUGCGUAAUUCCACAAAAAAAAGCCAUCCAUCUCUUCCCCUAGCAACUCUGUCCUACAUCACACGGUCUGGUCCGCUCACAAACCUGCACGUCUACCAACACGACCAAAAUACGUGUCUUUUUGUAAAUGCGUUCACAAUUCAAAAGAUAAAAGCCAGGUGGAGAAGCUGCUUCGCCCUACUCACCGUUGGCGCAUUACAGCCUCCACAAAAAAAGGAAAUGGUCGCAUCUUGUGUCGAUGGAUUCUUAUUUAUCUUAUAAAAGAUCCCUCCAGCGACAGCCAGGCUACAACUGGGAGCAUAAACUGGUUCUAAUCUGAGUGGCCAGUGUUUCUCGCCGCUUCCUGGCUGCAUUUGAUCCGAGGGAGAGUUAGAAGCCUUAAAUGUGUUGUGAGGGCACCGAGCUGUCAGACCUUUUGGCGAGUAAGAUUGAUCGCGCACAGGCUUCCAGGACUCUUUGUUUGGUAUAUAAGCAACAAACCGAGAGAGGCCUACCACUUCUCUUCUUCCCCUCUCUUAGUCACCAAGCCAUAUAUUUUUUAAAUGAAAAUACAACAUGUACUGCUUGACGAAAAACAUCCCAAAUAUGUCUCUCACCGAUUAUUCUGGAAGGGCUAUGAAACAAAACACUGCAGGUUAGCGCCAUUCAAUAACAAUAAUAUUUACAUAAUAACACUGCAAAUGGGCUCAUUGUAAAUUGUCGAUUCUAAACUUGAUAGUCUUUGCUUUAUUACAGUUUCAUGUAGAAUUGUUACUGGAAAUACAGUGAGAUGUGUUUCUCAUCAUUGUAGCUAAUCCCAUUAAUGCCUCCCAGUAAACCCUAGAUCUGUUGUUUGUCCACUAUUAACAAUGAAUAUGCAUCCUAAACAUUAGGACAAUAUUUCAAAUAAGAUUACAAUUAUUGCAGACUUUGGUUAUCGAAAAUAGUCACUGUUACCAAUCCUAAAAUACAUACAUCGGGAUUGUUUAGCAUGGUGUUCUUUGUUGUGCACGAACAUGACUUCGUUAUAAAAUCAACCUUUGUGGAAUGAACGAAACACGUAUGUGCUUUAAUAUACAGGCCACAUACAUAGCCCAUAAAACAAUGUUCAUGACUGCACAUGCAUACACUCAUGCGUGUGGGUCUUUUUCUUUUUUUUUGUUCACAAGUUUCUGGACCUGAGCUUUAAAUGUUAAACAGCUGUUAUGGGAUGAAAUGGUCUGGACGUGUCAUAUCCGUCAGUAUUAACUUAAUGGAUGGGCUUUUUAUUGCUACACAUGUCAAUGGGUGCACUGCAUAUUUCAUUAUUAUGCAUCUUUAAAGAAUGACAUCUACUCUGGAGUCCAGUCACAAAACCGACUGGAUUAUUGGGGGUUGUCUCUGUCGACUUCAGUCUCAAUAUCAGUUUUUGGCUUAUGUUAUUUUUUCCACCUCUGAAGUCUGACUCUUGCCUGUAUGAAUAGCCACUGGCGUGAAAUGUGUGUGUGUGUGUGUGUGUGUCUGUGUGCGUCUGUGUGUGUGUCUGUGUGUGUGGUGGGGGGCGUUCUCGACUGACAUCCUCAAACAAUACGAGAAAGAGGAGUGCACGAAUCCGCGCACCCUAUGCUGGUCUCCUUCCCUGUAAUAGUGAGCGUCAGCCAUUCUUAAAAAACACAUUUUGUAGCUUAGUGGACUGGACUGGGAGGGCGAGAGGAGGAUAAACUGAGCGGACAAAGAUGUAAAUAAAAAACAGUCGUCCCCCAGCUGAUCGAGGCGUUCUUCAUCAGCGUUUUUGGAUCAAUCAGGCAGACAGUGGCUCCUUUUGAUUAAACCCCAAAUUGUCAUUGGGCAGAGGUAAUCAUGUGACAGGCAAUUCGGUCCAAUUUCAACCUUGUCUCCAUGAAUUCAAUAGUUUAAUAGUAGCUCGGUCCCCACACGGCCGUAAUCAGUGAUAUAGAAUAAAAACACCACCAGGAUAUUUUUUAAUGACAUUUUUUUUCUCGUCCUCACUGAGCCGCAACAUUUCUAAAAAUACGCGUGCAAACUUUCCUCGGCUCUCAGGGAGCGGAGAUGAAUUACGAAUUCGAGCGAGAGAGCGGUUUUAUCAAUAGUCAGCCGUCGCUUGCUGAGUGCCUGACAUCUUUCCCCCCUGUCGCUGAUUCAUUUCAAAGUUCAUCAAUCAAGAGCUCGACGCUUUCACGCCCGACACUGAUUCCUCCUCCCUUUGAGCAGACCAUUCCUAGCUUGAAUCCGGGCAGCCAUCCGCGGCACGGCCGGCCCAGACACAGCCCCGACGGAUGCAGCUCGCUGCCCACCGCCUCCUUACCCCCGGAGUACCCCUGGAUGCGGGAGAAGAAAGCCUCCAAGAGGAACCACCUGCCAACCUCUACCGCUAUCACCAUAUCCAAUGGACACGAGUGCUUUUCUCCAAAAGGCUCGCCUGAGAUUGUGGAGAGCGGUGGGGGAGGAGGGGGCUCCCGCCGGCUGAGGACAGCGUACACCAACACACAGCUGCUGGAGCUGGAGAAGGAGUUCCACUUCAACAAGUAUCUGUGCCGGCCGAGGAGAGUGGAAAUAGCGGCCCUGCUGGACCUGACGGAGAGGCAGGUCAAAGUGUGGUUUCAAAACCGGCGCAUGAAGCACAAGCGGCAGACCCAGAGCAAGGAGAACCACAACGGGGAAGGGAAAGGGCCGUGCGCCGAGGACGGCAUCCACAGCGACGAGGACGACGAGGGGCCCCUGUACGAGCGGAGCGGGGCCCUGCUGGAGAGAGAUACCUGCUCCUUUCAGAAUAAUUCUCUCGGCUCUUCACAGCAGCUCCACAAUAGCGAGUCCAUGAGCUUUGCUGCUGCGCCGCUGAACAGCAAUGACAAAAAUCUAAAACAUUUCCCCAACCCGUCACCCACUGUUCCGGGAUGCAUGUCAACAAUGGGCCCAGGCUCGGCAUCUGGCCCGGACAAUGGCGACAGUCCCCCGGCCCUGGAUGUUUCUAUACACGAUUUUCAACCUUUCUCCUCGGAUUCCUGCCUACAGCUCUCCGAUGCAGCCUCGCCGAGCUUAUCGGAGUCUCUGGACAGCCCCGUGGACAUUUCUGCGGACAGCUUCUAUUUUUUCUCGGAGUCCCUAACUACAAUCGACUUGCAGCAUCUGAACUAUUAACUGAAAUCAAUCACAAAUGCUUCCUUUGUUUCCUCCUUGGGACAAUAAAUAUCAGGUUGCGAUGCUAUUAACUCAUGCUGUUAUUUGUAUAUUCGGCACAUUUAUUCUAUUGAUAUUUGACUUGACGAUUAAUAAGGUAAGGAUGAAAUGAAAUCACUGAAAUAGCUCUACUCACACGUGGCUUGUAAUUUAAAUAACACAUUUGUUCUCUCGGAAUGGAAAUUAUGAGUGUUUGUGAAUAAUUACACAAUAUUAGGCCUAUGGAACCUGGUCAUUUUAUUUUUGUAUAGCUUCCAAUG